GAUCCAGCCAUGGCUGCAGCAGGAGCCCUGGGAGGAUUUGGGAUGGUGAUGCUGAUUCUUUCCAGCGGAAAGCUGGCAGAUGGCAGAGCGGCGUCAACAACGCUGCUCGUACCUUUCCCGCCGGCCCAGCCCACGCCUCAGAACCUGGCCGCCAUUUGCCAUCAGGGUCAAGGUCGUCCCAGGUACCCGGACAGCGUCUUCCCGAGGUCCGGAUCCGGCACCCUCCGGCGCCGCGGGAAGGCUAUCAACCGGCUGGAGCAGUGGUUGGCCAAGUGCUGCCGUGAGGAGGGAGAAGAUCAGAACGCCGCCAUCCUCUGCUGUGCCCGGCAAGCCUGGAAAAAGGCCCUGUCCCAGUUCUGCACGGAGGAGUACAGCACCAUGAGCGCCACCUAUGAGUGCUGCAGGAAGCAAGGUCAUGAACGGUGGUCUUGUUUUGACAGCGAGCUACCCAACCCAGACUACAACCCGACACCAGGCUACAGCGCACCCAUAAUGCCUGCGGAGGCUGGCUUCACUUUUGAUGCUAAUUCCUGCUAAAGGCUCAUUUAAAAACAACCUUUAUAAACAUAAGCCAAUCAAAUAUUCCAGCAGGGGGUCAUCGUGUCGUCUGGGCGGCCUCUAGAUUUUGUUGAUGUAUCCAUAAAUGUGUCCACUAGAGGUCCCGUUUGUGUCAAAAAAAUAUCAAGUUGUUGACGGCUAGCUGCGAAGGAACUUGUGUACCUAAAUUCUAAAUA
Doryrhamphus excisus (bluestripe pipefish) is the source of this 734-nucleotide messenger RNA. It is a transcript of the gene ecm1a, whose product is annotated as extracellular matrix protein 1a. Lineage: Eukaryota; Metazoa; Chordata; Actinopteri; Syngnathiformes; Syngnathidae. Gene Ontology annotation, biological process: regulation of bone mineralization; signal transduction. The record is from RefSeq and is a predicted model, not a curated record. Gene Ontology annotation, cellular component: extracellular region.